This is a messenger RNA of Pseudogymnoascus destructans, 1600 nucleotides long. RefSeq lists its product as uncharacterized. The transcript has 3 exons. The record is from RefSeq and is a predicted model, not a curated record. Lineage: Eukaryota; Fungi; Ascomycota; Leotiomycetes; Thelebolales; Thelebolaceae. The coding region runs from base 732 to 1115 and encodes 127 amino acids.
CGAGGAUCAAUAGUCAAGGUGCCAACCAUUGUGCUGUGCCUGGCUGGGUGACAUGUUUUUUGUACUGCAUGCUGCAUGCUGCAUUACAUGAUACAUUCUUGCCAUGUGUCUAUGAUGUCUUGGCGUGAAUGGGCAAUUGAUAUUUCUUUCCAAUGCCCUUUGGUAGAGCGGCAAUAGAUUUGGUAGUCUGAUGGUAUGGUGAUCCGUCUGAUCCCCAACCAGACACCAUGGUAUGGGCCACUGAAUCACUGCAUCACUGCAUCCUGCAUCACUGCAUCCAGCAUCACUACAUCACUGAAUCACUCCAUCCACUGCAUCCAACCCCUGCUCUUUUCCUUAUCGCCCUAUCUCCAAAAAUGGUAAAUGGGCGAAAGAUGAAAGAUAAGGGAUAACAACGACUCACAGCUGCCCACUCACCCAUUAUUCAGACUGUUGACUUGCGCUUUUACCAAGUGUCGCUACGACUAUUCCCACCUGCAUCUAAUAUUAAGUCCCUUAAUAGGCUUCUUGCUACUCUCAUUGCACCUCAUCCUAGCACGCGCUUGCCUCAUCUGCACGCAAGGCUCUCACACGGGAAGUCUCGUCAUACAGCCUUGUCACUCCCUUCUCUUUUACUCAGGUCUUCCGUCCUUUCUCUUCUUCUCUCAAGUUUCUCUAUUCUUCGUCUCAACGUCACAGACGAGACAAAACAAAAGACAAUAGUGGAUACAAUCCCCAUCUCCACCUGUACAAUGUCGGAGCGCAAGUCGAUUGAGAGCAUCAGCCACGGCCGCGGCGGAGCCGGCAACAUUGGCGCCGAUGACACCCCCUACGCCGACGGCGAAAUCGUGCGCGAAGGCCUAGCCGGCGACCAUGGCGACGGCCCCUACAGCUCCGGCCGCGGCGGCGUCGCCAACAUCGGCUCUCCCGGCCUCGCGGCCGCAAAGCGCAACGAUAAGGAGGUUAUCCCCGCCGAGGCGCUAAGGGAUGAGGAGGAUACGAAUCACCAUGUUGGGCGCGGGGGACAGGGGAAUGUGCAUGUGGCUAAGGAGGGUGGGAAGCCGCAUCCGACGGGAUUGGCGGAUAAGUUGAAGGCGAAGCUUUUUGGGAAGAAGGUUAAGGGGGAGACGGCUUAGGUGGUGGUAGGAGCGAGGUGUGGGGGGAGUGUUGGGGUUUGGAGGCGCGCGCGAGGUAUGAGGAGGAGUAAUGGAGUGCAGCAAAUUGGAGCAAGCAGCAAAUUCGUGUUCGAUUUUAGUCUACCAACAUUCGGGUGCAUACGAUGCGAGCUGGUUAAGCUAGCCCGUGAAGUUGCACCUUCCAAACGAAUAUAAAUAAAAGCUAAUUCACAUAUUCAUCCUGGGACCAAUACAUAACCCCAACAAUGGCUGGCAAAAUUUCCUCCUACCUUCAACCCUCUCAUCCAAAAGAGUGCAAGUAUUGCUAUGAUGACUACCUCUACGAUGACGACAACGAUUACAGUGACGAGAAAACAAUUCCCAGAGCAAGAUCGGGCCUGACUCGCGGGGGAUUUUAUCUCGAGUUCUCCAAAAUCAUUCUGAGCAUCAUUGUGAUCAUCAUUGUUUUUAUCAGCAUUAUAUGGUGUGAAUUGUGGAUUUUGUGG